This is a messenger RNA of Mesorhabditis spiculigera, 687 nucleotides long. The record is from the annotation of a GenBank genome assembly. Lineage: Eukaryota; Metazoa; Nematoda; Chromadorea; Rhabditida; Rhabditidae.
AUGAACCGCAGUCGAUCCCGCGAGUCCGAUGAGGAGAACGUGCCCAGCGGCUCGGAUUCGAGGCGACAGAGCCAAGAUGUACGGGUGGAACCGGAAUCGAUUCCGGAGUCGGACACCGUUUCCGGAGAGACCUCGGAAACAGCCAGGAUCGAGUCAGAGGCGGUUGAGGGUUCCGAGCAUGGGUCCAUUGAUAGGGAGGAGUUCGGCAGCGAGACGUUGAGCUUAACCAGCGAGGCCGACGCGAAAAAGGAAGAGGAAGACGCCAUCGCCCGCAACCGCGACUUUAUCAUCCAGCAGAUGCCGUGCAAUCGGAUCUGGUACCCGCCGCCGUGGCUGCGGGCCGAGCGCCUGUUCCGCAAUCCGAUGGAAUUCCGCGUGGGCUGCCCGAAGAAGAUGACGCUGCUCGAGUCGCACAACAACUUCUCGUACUACUCGCCCACCGACAGCCAGGCGAACAAGUCGAAGCCGACGGCCAGCAUCCAGAAGAACAACCAGAACACGACCGCGUUCAGACACUCGAAUUCGAAGUUCCGGAUGGGCGGCGGUAUCGGUGGGGGGAUGGGCGGAGGAAUUGGCGGUGGAAUUGGAGGCGGGAUGGGAGGGAGAAUGUGUGGAGAUGGAGACUCUUUCCAUGAACCACCACCUGGACAUGUCCGCCCGGCCAACCAGAAUCGCACGUUCUACUAC